UGGCAGUGUCUAGUGUUUUUCAAGAUCUUCCUUAUCUGGUUAGGCUUCAAGCUCUUGUAGAGGUGGAGAAUAGAAGUUCUCAAAGGGUACUGGAAAAGACUGGGUUUGUGAAAGAGGGUCUGUUGAGGAAAUACGGGUAUUGUAAAGAAUCCUUCCCAUCUUUGGCUAUGAAGAAUCUCAAAGCAAAAUAUAAGCAAUUACAAUAUUAGAUGUAAGCAAGAUAAUGUCAGCUUGAAUUCAGAAAAUCUAUCGAAGAGAAUUUUUCUACAGUAACCCAGGAGUUCAAACUCAAAAGUGUACGUAGAAAAACUCUUCAAUCAACAGCAUCAAGCCAUCUUUGAGGUUAUGCCCCCAUAAACCUAAGAUUGUGAUUCCCCCAUACAGCUAAGAUGAGCCCUCCUCUUGGAUGUCUAGUUAUGCAACUCUGUUCCGAGUUAUGAAAUAUCCUACUUGCGGGGAUAAAGAAAGGUCGAACAAGGUGGCCAUGACAUUAGCACCUCUAGCAGCCAGAGCCGUUCCUUUCUAUCCAGAAAAUAAUGCAUUCCUUGGUCUCCACUAAAAGCGAAGCAAAAUUGACCCUGUUAAAGACUUGGGACCCCAAUUUUGUUUUCUUUCAUGCUUUAGUUCCAGAAAAUUCCUUGUUGUCACAUACUAUCUAUCAUUCAAGCACUAGCAUUUUCUUCUGGGUAAACUACUGCUUGUCUACUUGAUGAUACUUCAAUCAUUUUAGACAUCAAGUUCCUAAAAGAAUUACCAAGAACCCGAGGCUUCUGCUCUAAAAAAUCAUCAUAUAGGUGAAGUGAACAGAUGGAGCAAAAUUCUUUCACGUCAGACUUCUUAAAAGAGGGUGGUGAUGAACUCUCAGACCUCACUUCGGCCAUUGGAUCUCUCCUACAUCGAUGAUUUCAUGGCUUGGGCUACGGAUGAGAAAGUUGCUCUUUUAUGCUCUUGGGAACCUUACCCUAAGAAGAUGCCAUGGAUUACAUAGAAAAUUCUGUUCCACGUCCACAUCCAUGGUUCAAGGCAAUAUGCCUUAACAACAGGCCUAUUGGUGCCAUUUUCAGGGACAAAAAUUCAGGCAACAAUAUAUGUAGAGGUGAACUUAGCUAUGUUUUGGCUUCCCUAUGGUGGGGUAAAGGGUUUGCAAAUGGUUACUACACCUAUUUUUAUUGAGUGGCCACAUCUGGAGAGAUUAGAAGCGGUGGUAGAUUUAUAAAAAUUAUAGAAAAAAUUAAAAGGCUUGGGUUUUCACUAUAGCCCUACCUCUGAUUGCUACAAUGGUUAUAUAUAUAUAUAUAAUUUCACCCUUAUAAGAUUAGAGUUAGACCAAGAUUAGUGUGGGCUACGCCAUGUAAAUAUUAGAGUUAUACAAGAUUUUUUCUCACGUUUUACGGCUAAUUACAUCUCCUAGCAAUAUUAAACGAAAGCUCUGGAUUAUUAUAGUUAUAAAAGAAACCAAAAGAUUGAAGGAAAAAUAAACAUUAACUAUUCUUGUUCACAUAGAUUUAUUUUAACUGUGGAUUACAAUGUUUAUUCCUGUACUUAAUUUUUUUAUUUAAUAAAUUUUAUUUUUUUAUAAUUUAAUCCUUCUAAGUUAUAUUAGCAUGAUUUUAUGUAUUUUUUUUUUUUACUUUGUUUGCUCUCACCUCUCACGUAUACAAAGUAAAUGAAUUUUAUAAAAAGAAAUAACAGAUUAAGGAGAAUGAGAACGAGAGUGUUGGAAAUCAUAUGUCUUUGAUUUACGCCAAUGAGACGCCGUUGAAGGAUAGGGAGUCGUUGUUGGAGCGUAAGAGUAGGGAUUUUUAUGGGGUUUUGGUUGCGUCUACUCGGCGUGAAGAGGAGAGUCAGAGAUUUGAGAGUCAACAUAGGAAAGAUGGGUUGGUGGCGAAGAGUAGGUUAAUGGGAGCUGAUGAGAGAGGAAUCGGGUGUGGUGGUGAUGAAUUGGGUUAUGAUUCGGCAGCCAAGCCCAAAAUGCAUUUGAAAGGUAGGAAAAUUAGGGAGGGAGUGCACAUAAUUUUGGUACCUAGCGCGUUUCAGACUUUGAUUACAAUUUAUAAUGUGAAGGAGUUUUUGGAAGAUGGGAUUUAUAUACCUACGGAUGUGAAGGUUAAACAGAUGAAAAGGCCGAAACCAGAGUGUGUAACAGUGCAGAAGAAGUUUAGUACUGAUAGGAAUAGAGUGAUGACGGCUUAUGAGGUGAGGGAUAAGCCGUCUGCACUUAAAGCUGAUGAUUGGGAUAGGGUUGUGGCAGUUUUUGUGUUGGGGAAGGAGUGGCAAUUCAAGGAUUGGCCUUUUAAGGAUCGUGUUGAGAUAUUUAAUAAAAUUAUUGGAUUUUUCAUGCGGUUGGAAGAUGAUAGUGUAGAGUCAGCAAAGAUUGUGAAGCAGUGGAAUGUAAAGAUUAUCUCGAUUAGCAAGAACAAGAGACACAAGGAUAGAGCUGCAGCAUUGGAGGUGUGGGACAGAUUAGAAGAAUUUAUGCGCUCACGAUCACACACUUGAAGCAUGCAGAAUUUUAGAAGUUUGCAUCUUUUUUUUUCCUCCCUUAAAUCCUAUUUAUGUUUGCAUAUCUUUGAAUUUUGCAAAUCUAUAUCAAGGUAUCUGUCAACAUGGUUCUGCCAUAUGGUGAAUGCAUUAUGUUUAGAUGGUGGGUUAAACUAAUUGAUUUUCUUUGAAGCAUGUGCUGUUAGUGUGCUAAACAUUGCUCCCUGAAAGUAUCAGUUGUAAUAUUCCAUCCAUAUGCUUCACUAUUCUUUGCAGCAUAUGGAUGGAAUAUAGCAUUUAUAGUUAGAUAGCAUGCCUCUCCAUGCAAACCUUUUUUAUUUUAUAAUUUUGUUGAUGGUGAUGCCUGGAAUACAUGCUGGAGCUAUGUUCUGUUUUCUUUUAUUUUUCUUUCUCUGGUUUUUCUGUGAUAUUGAUCUUAUAGUUUUUGACUGAGUGUCCCUGCCCUUGAAUAAUAUAUCAGUGCAAAAGUUGGCAGUGACAUAAACAAGAUACUUGUCCAAACUGGAGCAAUGCGUAAAUGUGCUUUGAAUCAUUGUAUGGCAUGACCUGGAGAUUUUAAUGAAUACCCAUUGAUAUAAUUUUGCUUGAAGUGAGUGGGUAACGUAAACAAUUUUAUCCAAACCCAUAAUGGGCUGAAUGAUGUUUGCUUGAUCCUAGUUUCUACGAACAUUCAGAAAAGAAGAAACCUAGAGUUAGUUUGAUAGGUUCACCAGCAUUAUCAUGGAUAUUUGCAAAAACAUGGUUUUUGGAUGUGAGUUUUGAACAUAUGCUAGAUCCCUUGCGCAGUCAGCAAAUUAGCUUGUUCUUCAACAAGCCAAACUAGAGCAAUUGAACUAAAGAAAAAACAAGAAGGGCUGGACUGAAUUUGCAACCGCUUGAGCUAGGAAGCCCUGCUCCAUGCUUUUUCAAGGUGAUUGGCUAGUAUAAUCAUUCAAUCUGAGUUUUGAUUUUGCAGUUGGCUCCAUUCACCAGCCUCUCCUAAGCUCAAACCGAGAAGCAUUGAUUACUGUAGAGGUGAUGUGAAACGAUGACAAGCAUUCCUUGCCUGAAUAUGUGGAUGUUAUGGCCUCCUAUUUGUUUCAUUUUGUUCAAGGUAUCUUCCAAUGGUGUGUCACAACUGAGAGCUGGAGGCUUUGGUUUUUGCAGGAGUGAAUCUGACAAUUUGAAAGGCAGGGUUUACAGCACAAGUGUUUACAUUUUAUGCUGUACCUGAAGGGGAGCUUGGAGCUUCUGAUGUUCCUGCGGGUGAGGCAGCUGGAGAGGCACCUGCCCAAUACAAUGAUGAGUCAGCAUCGGAUCAGAAUGAAAAUUUUGAAACUGUGCAGUGAUAUCUUCGUGGUUAUAUAAAUUUUAUCUUAUUUUUUUUAUGCUGUCUCCCCUAGCUGUUGUCCAGGGAGAUCUAGCAUCUCAGAUUUUGGCACAGGAGUUUUGACAGGGUAAUUGAAAGGAAGUUGAGAUUGCAAAGAGAGAAGUGAACCAAAUUCUUUCUUACCAUUGCAGCUGCUAAUGGGUGGAGUCUGCACGUUGCAAGCACCAGGUAAGGCUAUAGCCUGAGUUUGGUUGACAUUGAUCCCUAGUGAUGAGCCGCCGCCAUUAAGAACUUGGCACAAGCACUGGGGUGAUGAGCGAACAACACUAGCUAGCUGAGUGCAGCAUUGUGAGGAUGGAGUUGAGGAGUUCCCUGUAAUGUAAUUUAGGCACGGUGACAUGCUGAUUAGAACACUUGUACAAUCUGAUUGAGCCAUGGCUCGUGCACAAAGCAUGGUCACUAGGACCAUGGCCAAAUCCAUUGACAUCGCUGUGUGGGCCAUUGAAUCUCCAGUUAGGUGAUGGAAAUGCUCGUGGAAUGUGGAGAUCUCUUGGUAACUAUUAUGUUUGAUUUAGUUUGAUGGGGGGAGGAGAAAGGGAUACGGUAUUUAUAGGAACCUGAUGCAAGAUUAGGCAAAUGAGAAAUCGGUUAUGUGGGUGACCAACCCUUCCUAAUUUCCUACGGGUUAUUAUUCAAUGAACUAGGUCAGCUUGGACCUGAAGAUGUUCAAACCAGGAGACUUUUGUAAUUUGCUGCGAGGCUUACAUGGGAGGGUUCUGAAGUUCGGCUAUGUGGGUAACCAACUCGUGCUGUCUGACUAUUCGAUAGGGAUUGGGAAAAAAUCUCCCAGGAGCAGCCUAGAUGUCUCAAAGCGGUGACUUUUUAGUUUUUAUCGGCUUGCCAUGCCCCAAGAAGAAAGCAUAACGUGUUUCUGACUCCACCUUUACUGGAUUUUGGCUUCGCACCUUUCCCUUUGAAAAUCAAGAAGACGUGGUUUUGAAAGCAGAAAAUUCUCGUGGAAGAAAAUCAAAGAGACCAAUUGCCCUCUCAGAUUCUGACAACUGUUGGUCGUCUACGUUCAAACCUAAGAAAAAGUGAUAGUUGUAUCUUCCACAAUGAACGGGGAUCAAACUUUGUCCACGAAAAAGUAUGGCGGCAGCUAUGCUUCAAGAAGAAAAAAUUAUGGUGGCAGCUAUGCAUCUGCCGUGUGACCAAUCCUCGAUACUAUUCUUACACGGUUAGAGGGGUGGGGUUUGGAGUUCUUGUCCAUCAAUUGGUUAUAUAAUGCUAAACAUUGUUGAUGAUGUUUCAAAAUACUGUUGCUGCAAUAUGAUCCACUCUCCAUUGUCAAUAUAGCCAAGAUUAAUGCUACUCAAGGUAGGAGACCAAGUAUUUGUGUGAGGAAGAUGAUGCUUAAGAGAGCCAAGAUAUUUAGAGAGUGUAGGGAUCCAAAACCCUUUAUGUGGGUAGUUUAAGAAAUAUUUGUAUUCAUUGAACAUUGUUUUUUUAUUCACCCGAAGAGUAAUUUUUAUUUUAGGCUCAUUUAUUAGGAGAUGAAGACAUAUUAUACCUGUGAAGAUUUUCAUGCAUUUAGAGGUGUAAGUGUAGCAUAGGCCUGUCCUCAUCUAUAUAAUUAAAAAGAUAUAAUUCCUUACAACUUAGAUAGGAGAUGAUUUUAGGCAUUUUAUUCAAAUCUAUAUGUGUUAUGUUCAAAUAUAAUUUUAGUCUAAA
Messenger RNA from Populus trichocarpa (black cottonwood), 5542 nucleotides. Its product is annotated as protein CDC73 homolog. The transcript is spliced from 7 exons. Gene Ontology annotation, cellular component: Cdc73/Paf1 complex. Lineage: Eukaryota; Viridiplantae; Streptophyta; Magnoliopsida; Malpighiales; Salicaceae. The record is from RefSeq and is a predicted model, not a curated record. Gene Ontology annotation, molecular function: RNA polymerase II complex binding. The coding region runs from base 1729 to 2499 and encodes 256 amino acids. Gene Ontology annotation, biological process: transcription elongation by RNA polymerase II; positive regulation of transcription elongation by RNA polymerase II.